Molecule: messenger RNA, 1705 nt
Organism: Gopherus flavomarginatus (Mexican gopher tortoise)
Lineage: Eukaryota; Metazoa; Chordata; Testudines; Testudinidae
Gene: ABITRAM
Product: actin binding transcription modulator
Exons: 6
Coding region: 304-765 (153 amino acids)
Biological process (GO): regulation of actin filament polymerization; dendrite morphogenesis; regulation of filopodium assembly
Cellular component (GO): nucleus; filopodium tip; dendrite
Molecular function (GO): actin monomer binding; actin filament binding
Source: RefSeq, a predicted model, not a curated record
AAACACUCCCUGCUGAGAAGCUGCCUAUCCUGCUGACUAAUGUUAUGUGGACUGAUAUUGUCUUCUGGUUUGCUUGGACUCCUUUGCUAGUCUGCCUGUCUCCAUCUGUUGUCUCUUGUUUUAUACUUAGAUUGUAAAGUCCUUGGGUCUGCUGGGCUGUCUUUGUUCUGUGUUGUACAUCAGUUAGUGCCGUGAGGUGCUGUGAGAAUACAAGCAGUACUCCUGGGGAAAUUUUGUGCCAAAAAUUAAAAAUUCUGCUCACAAUAUUUUAAAACUCUGCAAGUUUUAUUUGUCAAUAAAUAAAUGCAGAGGCUCUGGCAUGGCACUGGGAAGCACAGUCCACUGUUUGCUGAAGGUGGGAGAUCACUCAGCAGCCCUUCCCCCCCUCCCCCCCUCCCUCAACUCCUGGGACACGGACUCAAAGAUGUUAAGGGUAAUCUGUGUGAGGACCACUGUAUAUUGCAGCAUUCUAAUAGAAUCUGUGUCAUCACGCUGGCAGAAGCUCAUCCUCUUCUUCAAAAUGGGAAAACAAUUAAGAGUAUUAAUUACCAAAUCAGUGCCAACUGCAGUAGACUUCAAAAUAAGGUCUCCGGAAAGUCAAAGCGGGGUGCUCAGUUUCUAACAGAACUUGCCCCUCUGUGCAGGAUAUCUUGUUCAGAUGGAGAAGAAUAUACUAUAUAUAGUUGUAUAAGAGGGCGGUUGAUGGAAGUUAAUGAAAACAUUCUGGAUAAUCCAACUAUUCUGCAAGAAAAGGUAGAACGCUAAGGUGCAUCUGAGGUCGAGGGAAUGAAGUCGCCUCUCCUCAUCAGAAGCACGGGGUUUCAGGAAUAAAAUAGGUAAGUGGAUAGUCUGGUUGAUGUGGAUUUCAGAAAUACCCUGAAGAAAAAUUUAGGAUGUAGGUGAAGGGAGAAAAACAGCAUACAGUAGGUCUGCCAGGAGGGCUCCCAUCUCACUCACCCUUCUGGUUGAGGAAACAGCAACUAGAAACAUGACUUUCAUGGACAGGUGCAACAUGGAGCAUGUUACCAUAUGUUCAAAUGGUGGCCUGGUGAGUGCUAAUAGGAUGAGGUUGAGGUCACAUUCAGGUGUAAGUUUUACAACUGACAGAGAAAGGUCCUGACUAGGCUUUUAAUAAACCUCACUGUCAGGAAGGCACUGACGGCUGCAAGAUGGGCCAAUGGAAGGACUUGAGUUUUUUAAAAACAGGAAAUAAUCUUAAACAACUAAGAUAUUUGCAGAAGUUGGAGGCGGUGGUUUAUUCUGAGCCUAGGUAGAGAAGCGUCUCCUUUUAGCUAAGUAGCAGGUUCUAAGUCUUUCCUACUUUAAGUAAAAAUAGCUUGGCCUGGUGCUGAGCAAGAGUGUUCUCAUUCUGAUGCCCAUCCAAAACACUAAGCCAUGAGGUUGAGAGGGUAUGGAUUGGGGUGGCUGAUUCUGCCCCCUUCCAGAAUAAGGAAGAGGCAAAUCCCAAAAGGAUGGUGGCUUGACAUUCUCAGGAGCUACCGGAACCAAAAGUAUCUGGGCCAGCUGGGCAUGAGAAGAAUGACUCUGGCCCUGUCCUAGAAUCAUAGAAUAUCAGGGUUGGAAGGGACCUCAGGAGGUCAUCUAGUCCAACCCCCUGCUCAAAGCAGGACCAAUCCCCAGAUAGAUUUUUGCCCCUAAGCCCUAAAUGACCCUCUCAAGGAUUGAACUCACAACUCUGGGUUUA